This is a messenger RNA of Colletotrichum chrysophilum, 1128 nucleotides long. RefSeq lists its product as uncharacterized. The record is from RefSeq and is a predicted model, not a curated record. Gene Ontology annotation, biological process: peptidoglycan turnover; amino sugar metabolic process. Gene Ontology annotation, molecular function: ATP binding; phosphotransferase activity, alcohol group as acceptor. The transcript has 2 exons. Bases 1 to 1128 code for a protein of 375 amino acids. Lineage: Eukaryota; Fungi; Ascomycota; Sordariomycetes; Glomerellales; Glomerellaceae.
AUGGAUCUCAAAAUCAAGAAGCGAGUCCUCAACAUCAUCAAACACGAUAGAACCUCGGCGUCCGAAUUGUCAGAAGUCAACGUUUCUCUAGGGGAGGUUUUCGCUGCGGCCGCCAAGAACUUCUGUGACGAUAGCGAAGUUGACAUUAAGUCCAUCGACGCGAUCGGAUCUCAUGGACAAACAAUUUGGCUGGCUUCUAUGCCGGAAGAGGGCGUUCCAAAGUCUGCCCUCACAAUGGCAGAGGGCACCAUCAUAGCCUCACGCACUGGAAUCACCACCGUGACUGACUUCCGUGUAUCGGAUCAGUCUGCUGGGCGUCAGGGCGCCCCCCUCAUUGCCUUCUUUGACGCACUAUUGCUGCAUCAUCCCGGAAAGCUUCGCGCAUGCCAAAAUAUUGGCGGUAUUGCGAAUGUGUGCUUCAUUCCACCUGAGGGGCCGGAUCAUGCGUACGACUUUGACACCGGUCCGGGCAAUGCACUCAUUGAUGCGGUUGUGAGGCACUAUACGAAUGGUAGAAUGGAAUACGACAAGGAUGGAGUGAUGGGCAAGCGCGGAACAGUGUGUCAGGGUCUCGUUGACAAGUUCAUCACAGAUGUUCCUUACUUUUCAUGGGACCCGCCGAAGACAACGGGACGCGAAGUGUUCCGCGACACCUUGGCAGACGACCUUAUACGCGACGCCGAGGCUCUUGGACUGUCUGCCGAUGAUGUAGUUGCUACUGUCACUAGAAUAACUUCUCAGGCGAUAGUGGACCAUUGGAGCCGGUAUGGUCCAGAGGGGAAGCAGGUUGACGAGGUAUUUAUGUGUGGUGGAGGGGCGUACAAUCCCAACAUCACAGAUUACAUGAAAGAACACCUUCCCGGGGUCAAGAUGUUCAUGUUGGAUGAUGCUGGUAUACCUGGUGGUGCAAAGGAAGCCGUAACCUUUGCAUGGCAAGGAAUGGAAGCUCUUGUUGGCCGGAGCAUACCAGUUCCAGAGCGAGUAGAGACUCAGAGACCAUACGUUCUCGGUAAAGUGAACCCCGGGGAAAACUACAGGAAGGUCAUGAGCAAAGGGCGGGAGACGCUGGGCUGGGUGACUGAAAUGGUGAACUACGUGGAUGGUAGUGCUUUCGAUAACAAGUGGUGA